Messenger RNA from Talaromyces rugulosus, 2967 nucleotides. RefSeq lists its product as uncharacterized. The record is from RefSeq and is a predicted model, not a curated record. Gene Ontology annotation, biological process: trehalose catabolic process. Lineage: Eukaryota; Fungi; Ascomycota; Eurotiomycetes; Eurotiales; Trichocomaceae. Gene Ontology annotation, molecular function: alpha,alpha-trehalase activity; carbohydrate binding. Gene Ontology annotation, cellular component: fungal-type cell wall. The transcript is spliced from 4 exons. Bases 1 to 2967 code for a protein of 988 amino acids.
AUGCUAAGUUUAACUUACGCGGCAGUGCUCGUAUCUUCCUUUUUUGCUGGUCAACACUGGGAAUCCGCCCGCACCGGCAUUGAUCAUGCUAUUCAAAACACCCAGCAAUGGCUACUGCACAGCGGUCAUCACCACCGGAAUCACCAGCAGAAGCAUCCAGAUUGGCUUUUAGAGACAACUACAUUUACGCCGAACCAUUUCCAAACCGCGCCUUAUGUUGCGAAUGGGUAUUUUGGGCAGACUUUGCCUUCGGAAGGGGUAGGGUAUUGGAUCGAGAGAGAUGCAAAUGGGGAGUAUGUUCAUAAUACAUGGCCACUUGACCAGCCCAGGGCUACCUUUGGCACAAUAGCCGGGCUCUGGAAUCUGCAAGACAGAGUAAAACACGUCAGCUGCCCGGAGAACAUGUUAAAAGGCGGCGAGUCCACCAUUACAGGAAUCCCAGACUGGACUGGCUUGGUAGUGACGACAGCUGAUGGACAGAGCUAUCUGCCCGGAGUGGACAAGAGCUCGGUGAAAGCAUUCUAUCAAUCGUUGUCCAUACGAGAUGGCACUGUGCGAACAAGUGUCACAUGGGCCCCGCCAGCUCUUGAAUCUAGCUCUAUUGAGUACCAAUUGAACUUUACAGUUCUUGCUCACCGCAAGAGAUCAAAUGUCGGCGUUGUUAGGCUCGAACUCACGGCAAGUGAGAGCACAUCUGUCACUAUCACAGACAUCCUCGAUGGGGCAGGAUCUGUGAGAGCUCAUUUCGGUGACAAGGCAUUUGAGGAUGAUGAGAAUAUUAUUUGGACCAGUGUUAAACCCUGGGGUGUCGAGGGUUCGACGGCAUAUGUCCUAUCAUCAGUUCAUUUCGACGGUGCUAGCAAUUCAUAUAUCAGGAAAGAUGCAACAGACUCUCCUUUUGUAUCCAGAAACCUCAGUACAAUUGCUCAGAGCUGGAAUGUUACUCUGCAAAAGGGUCGCACCUUGGUCGUAUCAAAGUACGCAGGAAUUGCCUCUACUGAUGGAUACCCCCAGCAGAGCUUAUACACUGCGAGACAGGCCGCUCUCGGUGCAAAAAGAAUAACCUGGUCUUCUCUCAUAUCAGAGCAUGUCCAGGAAUGGGAAGAAACAUGGAAUGCAGCUGACAUCGUCGUUCCUGGAAAUAAAGAACUUCAAAAAAGUGUACGGGCUUCUCUGUUCCAUACUCUAACAAACAUGCCACACAAAAUCGAAGGACCAGGCUUAAGCGACAAUUCGCUCAUGCCAAGUGGUCUUUCUAGCGAAUCGUAUGCGGGUCUGGUGUUUUGGGAUGCUGAGACAUGGAUAUAUCCAAGUGUUUUGGCGUUGCAUCCACAAUAUGCAAAGGCAUUUAACAACUACCGAACACGACUCCUACCGGAAGCACUUUCAAAUGCGCAAAAGUACAAUAUCUCGGGGGCACUAUUUCCUUGGACGAGCGGUCGAUAUGGAAACUGCACGAACACAGGCCGCUGUGAGAGUUAUCAGUAUCACUUAAACACAGAUAUUGCUCUCGCUCACUGGCAGUACUACCAGUCCACAAAGGAUGCCUCAUGGCUAAUGGAUAAGGGAUGGCCGAUGAUUAAGAGUGUUGCAGACAUGUUUGCUGCUUUUGUCGUACCGAAUAAAAAGACAGGUGAAUUUGACACCAUCCUUGUUGGAGAACCGGAUGAGUUUGCCUUCUUCAAGAAUAACGGCGCAUUCACAAAUGCCGGAAUUAAGAUGCUUCUCGGUGAAUACGGUCCCGCUGCAGCCAAAGUCCUCAACAAGGAAGUUCCGCAAAACUGGUCCGAAAUUGCAGAAAAGAUUCGAAUUCCAACAAACUCAAAAAGCAAAAUCACUCUUGAAUUUGAUGAUAUGCCGGGAGACUGGAAGGUCAAACAAGCUAGUGUCGCCUUGAUGAAUUACCCGCUCGAAUAUCGGAUAAGCGAAGACUGGGCCCGCAAUGACCUUGAUUAUUACUCAGAAAUGAACACAUAUCAUGGCCCAGCAAUGACCUGGUCCAUCUUCUCUAUCAACGAGGCUCAACUCCAAAAGUCCGGAUGUGCCGCAUACACCUAUCUACUCCGCAGCUCGGAGCCCUACCUUCGCGAUCCCUUUUAUCAAUUCAGCGAAACUGCUCUGGACAAGCCCGAGAGGGACGGCGACUCACUUGCAUUUCCGUUUGGGCUAUACCCCGCCUUCCCAUUUCUGACGGGGGCUGGGGGUUUUUUGCAGGCAUUUACGCAUGGUCUGACGGGAAUGAGGUUGAGGCAAGAUGUGUUUUAUCUGGAUCCGAUGCUACCACCGCAGAUUCCUGAUGGGCUUGUGAUCAAAGGACUCAAGUGGCAGGGAGCCAGUUUUGAUGUCUCUAUUCAACCGGAGAACACAACCAUAACCCGACGGAAGUUAGGGCUUCCGCAUGAUAAUGUUGCCGUUCCUGUCCAAGUUGGGGAUGAACAUACCGAUAAUAGAGACAAGAAGAAUCAUAUGUUGAAAUCGGGCGAAGACUUGGUUGUCUCUACACGGAGACCACAUCUCGAGUCUUCCUCAGCGAAACGGAACAAAGCACUGUGUAAAAAAGUCACUGCUGACGACGGCUCAUGGAGCUUUGGGCGUUAUCCGUUGAGUGCUGUUGACGGGUCGAAUGCAACAGUCUGGCAGCCCCUUAAUGCGGACACACCCGCGUCAAUGACGGUAGACCUAGGAGAUACACAUGAUGUUUCUGGAUUUAUCAUUAAUUGGGGAACGUCUCCAGCCAAGACUUUUACUAUAUACAGUGAUGAGACCAAACUGUACGAAAACAAAGUCAAGAUUUCUGCCCCAUAUAAUCCCAAGACUGUCCACGAAGUCAAAAUUAGACAGGGGAAUAUGACGGAGAUGGAGCUGCCACAGACAGUCGAAGCUCAGAAAAUAAGGCUCGUGAUACGGGGAACUCAGGGCGAGGAACAGCAUCUUGGGGCUACCGUGGCAGAGUUUGCCAUUCUUUAG